AUGUCCGAGGCAGCCUGCCACCCCCUUUCACUCCUCGAGUCGAUCGGUCUGAUGCGCGUCUGUAACAGAUGCAAGGACCUGACAUGGAAGGGGCGGGACACAUCAGAUGGCGGGCGUGAUCUAUCAGAGGUGGCCCGUGCGCUGCCCGGGUUCCGCGUCGGCGCGCGCCAGCAGAAUGAGGAAUUUGCGAGGUUCUGGAUAUGGCGGAUUGGUGUUACUCCUGUGAGUGGAUCUCCUGCAGAUAGAUGGAGAGAGAGUCUUUUGACUCUUCUCUCUCGAAUUCCUGACCAUGCGCCUCUACAUCUACAAUCUAUUCCAACACACCGCUGCACUCUUGUUAUACACACUCAGUCGGCAUCUACCAAACGGAGCCUAGCAGAUAGACCGUCAAUAAUAUACAACGCAGCCAUGGCAGGUGGCAAGGGAGUCUCCACGUUCCCUUUGGUCCGGAUCUCGCCUCCGCAUAUCAACGUCGACCUCCACAAUUCAUUCGAUGAAGUGACCCAACGCACGGUGGAUCAGAUACUUUCAGACGAGGCAAGCUUUGAGAACAGCUUUGACGAUUAUAGCGGUAGCGAUGGUAUAAACGGAGAGGAUGACAUGACACGAAGCGGGGGUCACCGCACCUCGGCAAUUACCGCUGCUACGCAAUCUGCAAACGUGGACUCGCCUUAUUUCCCAAGCAAAAAGCGCUCGAAGACUCAGAAGGCGGCACAGAGACACAUCAGUCGCAUGAACUCGAAUGACGAAGAAAACGAUACCGAGUCUAGUACGAGUGAGGUUGGGCCUAAUGGACACACGAUCGUCGAUGAUGGCGAAACUCUCGAUGACGCCUUUGAGGAGGACAUCGUCUUCGCGUCUGUGGACUUAGAUAAGAGGAUGGAACUGCUUACCUUCAUCAGCUCCCACCCUUUCAUGAAGAAAGGCGAAUAUCCUGUGCUACGAUCCGCGCGACGAAAAUUCGUUCGUGAAUUACGUCGUAAGAGUCGAUCGCUUGGUAUGGAAGAGGCUGAUCUUGGAAAGCUCGUUGCAUAUGUCAAAAAGAUCUACCUUGAGCUCUAUGGCAAUGGCCAAAUGAGUCUGGAUGGUAUUGGAUUUGGCGAGGAGAUCAAGGAUGAGCAAACAAGCCCACCGAAGUCUUUUGAUAAGGACAACAAGAGGAAGCGAGGCGCCAGCAAUGACCAGGGGACAACAUCGAAACAAGAGGAAAAGAAGACUACAUCGAAGAAAAGAAAGUCGCUCGAACCCAUCACAAAUGGACACCGUAAAAAGUGUGAAACUGAUGGUCCGGACGCAAACAUUUCGAUAGCGAAGCCUUCCGCGUCUCAUUCCAAGGUCAGCCGGGAAAGGACUACAGAUGCCGCUAAGGGCAUGCCGGCAAUUAUUAUUGAUCUAUGCCCGGGUGGUAACGAAAGUCCCGAACCAGUCACUACGCAGAAUGUCCCGGUCAAAUCCCCAAUUGCUGGACAGGCCGCAGAUAGACAUAAUGAUGGGAAUCACAGACUUCCAUCACCGCCACAUUCUGAGGAAGGAUACAAACAAAGCUCCGUUGAGAAGAAGACCACUCAAACCGAGGGGGCAAAUACCGAAACACUCCCAUCGCAGCAAACAUUUAUCAAAAGGUCCAUGACACUUCACUUCUCUUCGAAAUCCCCAGGCCAGCACGUCAUUCGUGAUUCAGAGGACGAGGAGGAAGAGGGUGAGGAGGAUAAGAAGCCCGGAUUAUCUCAGCCUGUUUCAGCGGAAGAUGAACUCCCCUCGGCUACGCAAACCCAGCAGCCUGGAUGCCUGCAGAGCGACAUAACGCAGCAUCCCGAUCGUGUGCUGUCCAAGAAAGAAAAGAAUAGAAGGAAGCGUGAUAAUCGCAAACAGCGAAAGAAGAAACAUUUUCGCGCAAGCCUUACGAACACUGAACAUGUCGCAUUGUUGACGAGAGCAGAUGACGUUCAACAAGGCCAUACCAAUGAUUCGCAAAGUUCAAUCACCAGCGAUGAGGUGAGGUCGAAGUAUUUCAUCGCCCCCCUGCAAUUGAAGAAAGGGAAUGUGCAUUGCGAAGAGAGAAGAAGUACCCACUCAGAGAAUGUUCUCGGUCGGGUACCUGAAGAAACCCGAAUUCUCCUAUCCAAGCUGAAUCUUUCAUCAGAUUUCCUUUCUACUGAUUCAGACUUGAGUGAUGUACCUAGCGGUUUCGAUGAUAUUCCAUUUGAUUAUUCUCUCGAUGUCUCACCCAUUGAAGUACAGCGUGCACCAGAGGCUGUAGAGCCAAGCACGCCGACCAAAGCAACAUCAAUAGGGGCUGCUUCUGUGCUGCCCAGAACACCGCGUCUGAGGCCUCAGAAGAUAUCCCCAUACUUUCCCAAACCUCUGGUCGACCCUGAUUCAUGUCUUCCGUUUCCGCCCAUCGAUGCGCCAUCAUUCGGAUUAGUACAGGAGCAACUUGCCCAUGAUCCUUUCCGUCUAUUGAUUGCCACCAUUUUCUUGAACCGUACUCGCGGGGGCGUUGCGCUUCCAGUGCUAUUCAAAGUGUUUGAUCGGUUCCCCACGGUGGAGGCAAUGGCAUCGACGGACCCAUCCACCCUGGCAUCUAUGAUACACUGCCUCGGAUUUCAGAACCAGCGAGCGAAAAAGUGCGUUACAUUAGCCCAGACCUGGUUGGCCUUUCCACCUACGAAAGGAAAGCGCUACCGCAAACUUCACUACCCCUGCAAGGGAGAUGGACGUGAUAUUGGCGCAGAUGAAAUCAUUGCUGAUGAUGACGCUCGCGUGGGUUGGGAGAUUGCUCACCUCCCUGGUGUCGGACCCUAUUCUUUGGACAGCUGGAGGAUCUUCUGCCGUGACGAACUCCGAGGACUUGCCUCGGAUUGGAGAGGUCAGGGAGCUUCCAAGACAUCAUUCAUUCCUGAGUGGAAAUCAGUGUUGCCGCAAGAUAAAGAGCUACGGGCGUACUUGACGUGGAUGUGGCUGAAAGAGGGUUGGGUGUGGGAUAGACACACUGGGGAGAGAACACCGGCGAGUGAACGAGUGAUGCGAGCGGCACGUCGAGGAGGGGUGGCUCAUGAGGAGGAUGGGAAUUGGGUUCUGGAGAUGUCGCCUGUGAAGAAGGCGUCGAAUGGAUUGACAGUAUGGAGUUAG
Messenger RNA from Aspergillus eucalypticola CBS 122712, 3132 nucleotides. RefSeq names its product putative pre-mRNA splicing factor. Gene Ontology annotation, biological process: base-excision repair. Lineage: Eukaryota; Fungi; Ascomycota; Eurotiomycetes; Eurotiales; Aspergillaceae. Bases 1 to 3132 code for a protein of 1043 amino acids. Gene Ontology annotation, cellular component: nucleus. Gene Ontology annotation, molecular function: DNA binding; catalytic activity. The record is from RefSeq and is a predicted model, not a curated record. The transcript has 5 exons.